AUGGACCCGCGAACGACGGGCCUCGCGGAGGUCUUGAGGACGCUGCAGAGGAUACUAUCUUCGCCUGACCUUGCUGUCUCGGAGUACUUGGAGCCCUUGUCAGAGGACGGGGCGACGACGACAAACAGGUUUCCGGUCUUGCCUCGAGAAAUGCCGGCUGUUCCGCUGGCCAGACUCGAUCGGACGCUCCCUGCUGCUUCACUCUCACAUGCAGAAGAUGGCAAGAACGACGAUGAUACUCUCGCAAGCCUAGCAGAGCACUUCACGACCAGAAUCCUCCCAUAUCUCAACCUCAGCUCGCUCUCGCCCAACUACUACGGCUUCGUGACCGGCGGCGCCACCCCGGCGGCGCUGCUGGGCGAGUUCCUCAGCUCUGUCUACGACCAAAACGUCCAGGUCCACCUCCCGCGCGAAACCAUGGCGACGACCCUCGAAGUGGCCACCCUGAACCUGCUCGUGGAGUUGUUCCGGCUGCCGGACGCGGAGUGGGGGAUUGGACAACGCAGCUCGGGCGGCGGGGGGACGUUUACCACCGGCGCCACGGCGAGCAACGUCCUCGGCCUGGCACUGGGGAGGGAGUUCGUGCUCCGCCGGGCCCUGCAGAGGCGAGGCAUCCCAAAUGGUGGCGACUUGAGCUGUGGCGAGCAGGGUGUCGCGGAGCUCAUGCACCAGGCCGGUCUCCGGAAGAUCCAGGUGCUCAGCACGCUGCCGCAUUCCAGCAUUGCCAAAGCAGCCAGCAUCGUCGGGAUCGGACGGAAGAACGUCAUCUCCGUUUCCUCCCCGGAGGGCGACGGCCUGCAGAUCGACAUAAAGCGCUUGGGCGUGGAGGCCGCCAGACCGGACGUUGCCAACAUCCUGGCCAUCUCGGCCGGCGAGGUCAACACGGGCCGCUUCGCCACGGACUCGUUCGACCAAAUGACCCGACUUCGCCGCAUAUGUGACGAGUUCGGCAUCUGGAUCCACGUUGACGGUGCGUUUGGGCUCUUUGGGCGCGUCUUCCCUUCCGACGACAACUACGACGGCAACGCCGAAUUCGACGCGGUGAUACGUGGAGUCGCAGGCCUCGAGCUCGCCGAUUCGAUCACCGGCGACUGUCACAAACUGCUCAACGUCCCCUACGACUGUGGCGUCUUCUUCACCCGCCACAAGACUCUGUGCGAAGAUGUCUUCCGGAACGGCAACGCGGCAUAUCUCACCAGCGCCACCGCCCCUGCUAGCACCUUGCCGGGCAACGCAGACGCGGGUGGGGAUGCCUACGAUGCAAUCCAAAGCCCGUUGAACAUCGGCAUCGAGAACUCGCGUAGAUUCCGCGCACUGCCUGUAUAUGCGACGCUCGUGGCUUACGGAAGAGCGGGCUAUCUGGAUAUGUUGAAACGGCAGAUCAGGCUGGCGAGGAGGGUGAGCAGUUGGCUCCUCAGAGACGAAAGGUUCGACCUCCUACCAAUGCAGAGUGGCGGGGAGAUCGAACAAGACACUCUGGUCAGGACAUUUAUUGUGGUCUUGUUUAGGUUGAAGGAUGAGAGCCUGAUGAGGACCUUUGUGAGCAGGGUGAAUCACACCGGGCUGAUCUAUAUGACGGGGACGGUGUGGGAUGGGAAGCCCGCAGCAAGAAUUGCCAUAAGUAACUGGAAGGUCGAUCUCGAGAGAGAUGGCAAGUUGAUCGAGGAGGUCCUAGACGAAGUGGCUGGAGGACGGCGGUGA
Fonsecaea erecta is the source of this 1701-nucleotide messenger RNA. RefSeq lists its product as hypothetical. Bases 1 to 1701 code for a protein of 566 amino acids. Gene Ontology annotation, biological process: amino acid metabolic process. The transcript has a single exon. The record is from RefSeq and is a predicted model, not a curated record. Gene Ontology annotation, molecular function: pyridoxal phosphate binding; carboxy-lyase activity. NCBI's taxonomy places the organism in Eukaryota, Fungi, Ascomycota, Eurotiomycetes, Chaetothyriales, Herpotrichiellaceae.